AUGUCGCCGCGGAGGAAAGCUGGGACUUCUGCGAGCAGGAUCGAGGGAAGUGGAAGUGUGGGACCCAAAGACACGUCAUCUUCUUAUUCCGGUACUUCCGGGUCUCAUCACCAAUCGUCGAGGCAAACUGUGAGCUCCAGCAACACCAGUCAACAUCAAGAACAUCAUCGGACGACACCAUCCAGUGCCCGUCGAGUGUUCGACACUUCAUUCAUUGCGUCCAAUCAUCCCCUCGAUCAAGGUGCCAAUCCUGCUUCCAUCAGAGCCGUCAGGAGCAACACAUUCCUCAGACGGGAUCGUACAACGACGGACUGUUCGGCAAAGCUUUGUCGAGAGGUGGCAGCAUCAGCAGCGUUCGGUCACAGAGUUCCCAGCAGCAACGUGAAUACCGCGAGUAUCACUCGUCCAACCAAACUCACGGAGGUGGAACUGUCCUUGUGGGAAUGCCUUCAUCCACGUCAGUCGACGACGGACGAUCCGACGAUGACUUUCAAGGAGCCACGACCUCUGUUUCGGAUAGAGCUAAAGCUUGGAGUAGUCGAGGUGUGGCUUACAACUUUGCGUCGGAAUCCACAAGCACUAGCAAGAUCGGUGGUACCGGAGUCGAUGGCGAGGUGGAAACGGUCGUCAAAAAGAGCCAACUAGUGA
Daphnia pulicaria is the source of this 648-nucleotide messenger RNA. RefSeq lists its product as uncharacterized. Lineage: Eukaryota; Metazoa; Arthropoda; Branchiopoda; Diplostraca; Daphniidae. The transcript has 3 exons. The record is from RefSeq and is a predicted model, not a curated record. Bases 1 to 645 code for a protein of 214 amino acids.